Molecule: messenger RNA, 3408 nt
Organism: Penaeus vannamei (Pacific white shrimp)
Lineage: Eukaryota; Metazoa; Arthropoda; Malacostraca; Decapoda; Penaeidae
Source: RefSeq, a predicted model, not a curated record
ACUUUUGACUGACGAACUGAUAAGAUAAAAUAAUCAUUCGUUGGGACACUAGCCCUCACGCACAUGUUCGAAGGCAGUGCUGUUUUGUUUUUAAGGGAUCGUAGGUGUAGACUGUCAUCUUAGAGGGUGAGCUCUCCCUCCCCUUCACGCUGUCGGCAAGAUGGAGCUCGGGACAUACAAGCCUAAAACGGAUUCAGACAUCGAAGCUGGGGAAAGUGCUUCUUCCUCUCCUUCCUCUUCUCCUCCUCCUUCCCCUACCUUACCUUCCUCCGCGCCAGUUAGCGUCGCCAUCGAAGCUACGGAACAAACGGGAGAUUCGUCUACGUCACUCCCGCAGAAGGGCGACACGAUGACGUCAUUGAGCAACGGUGACGUCACAUUGACCAAGCUUGACGUGAGUGCGAAGGACAGGAUUGCGCAGGUCACGUCCUCCGUGUCUUCUGACCUUGGCCCGGACGCGACGGGGCAUAGGCCCCUAGGAAAGGGGAAUGUCGUGGUGGUGCAGCAAGGCUACAAGUCCUAUGGCUCCCGCAAGAACAAGGUGCCAGUGCUGGAAGGUCUGGAGAUGAGAGUGCCACAAGGAGCCAUCUAUGGUCUCUUAGGCCCGAGUGGCUGCGGGAAAACCACGCUCUUGGGUUGCCUUGUGAAUCGACUGCGGUUGGACAAGGGGGAAAUAUUCCUGUAUGGGUAUCCACCGGGCUCCCCCAGUGCCGCUGUCCCAGGGCAUCGGGUCGGGUACAUGCCACAGGAACUGGCCCUCUACCAAGAAUUCACGAUUGUGGAGACCCUUCGCUACUUCGGCAGGAUCCACCAGAUGUCCUCAGCCAUGAUCGAUAAAAGAACGAAAUUCCUCGUAUCCUUCUUAGACUUACCUGACCCCACGAGACUCAUUAACCAGCUUAGCGGAGGACAGCAGAGGAGAGUGAGUUUCGCGGCCGCCCUUCUGCACGAACCCGAUCUCCUUAUACUCGACGAACCAACAGUGGGCGUCGAUCCCUUAUUGAGGAGCAGUAUCUGGCAACACUUAUUGGAAGUCUGCAAGUCUGGCCACACGACCAUCAUCAUUACCACACAUUAUAUCGAAGAGGCGAGACAAGCGGACAAGGUAAUAAUAUAUCAACAUUAUGGGGGCGUGACCUCUGACCUGAAGCAAGUCGUCACUCCUUCAGGGCAUAUCAUCCUGAAGGACUCCGAGGAAGAAAGAAUUCUGAUGUCCCCCUGGGUGCAGACGUCUAAGUAUGAGAGGAUGUUCUCUCUCUACCGCUUCUCUGCUCUGCUAGUCAAGAACUUUAUUCGUCUCUGGAGGAAUAUUGGGUUCCUUCUCUUCUCCUUCCUCAUGCCGCCUCUGCAAACGGUGCUCUUCUGUCUCACGGUGGGGGGGACACCCUACGACCUCCCCAUGGCUAUUGUGAACGAUGAUGUCGGUUGGCCUACCCUGCCACCUCUGCCUACUGACUGGCCUCCCCUGCCACCUCUGCCAACCGACUGGCCUGACCUUCCGUCGUCGCUGCCGCCUCUGCCGUUCAAGGCUUCGGAACUCUACAUCGACGAAUUAAGCUCGAGGACUAUACGAAAGACGUACUACGACUCUUUCCAAGAAGGAUACGAUUCGGUUCAGGACGGCCGGUCAUGGGGUCUGAUCUUCUUCAACGAAUCUUAUACAAAGAGUCUCAUCUACUCUGUGACUAACAUUGGCGACUUGGCUCCCGAGGACAGGAACCAGAGUAAAAUUAACGUGUAUAUGGAUAAUACCAACAGCCAGAUCUCUGCCACCCUGGGCUACGAGCUGCUUACUUCUCUGGAAAGAUUCUUGGUCGACAUUGGUCGAUGUAUUCCGAAUUUUGAUAUCAGUAAGCUCUCAUUUCCGUUGGAGUUCCAGACGCCGGUUUACGGGAAGGGCAGCACGUCCUUCACAGAGUUCAUGGCUCCGGGAGUCAUUCUCACGAUCACCUACUUCAUGGCCGUGGGGCUGACGGCUCUUUCCUUCAUCAUUGAGAGGAAGGAGGGGCUUCUCGACCGCUCUUGGGUUGCAGGUGUUCAGUCAAGCGAGGUCAUGUUGGCUCACCUGACGACGCAGAUGAUGGUGAUGCUCGUGCAGAUCGCCCUUAUCCUGGUGUUCAUGUUCCCGGUGUUCCAGCUACCUUGUGAGGGGAACAUGUUAUGGGUUGUUCUUCUCUCUAUUCUCCAGGGAUUCUGUGGAAUGACUUUCGGUCUGAUGACGUCAGCGCUGUCCAACGCAAACACGGCAUAUGAUGGCACUGGGCAUUUUACCCUCUGUUGCUUCUCUCGCGCAGUGGCCUGUGCAGGGCAUACCGUUGCUCUAAGAUACGUAUCCUACAUCCUCCCGCAAACUUACGCCUGUGACGCCAUCCGGGCCGUGCUCUACAAGGGCUGGGACAUCACGUAUCCUACAGUGUACAUCGGAUACAUCAUCACCAUCGCCUGGCUCUUCUUGCACCUGGUUAUAGCGGAAAUUGCUAUCAGGAUUAGGAAGUAGUGGUGAUGAUGGUGAUGGUGGUGAUGGUGGUGGUCCACGAUGGUGACGAGUGGAUGUGUGGGUGAAUGGGUUAUGUGUGUGUGUAUGUAUGUGUGCAGGAUUAAGUGAUAGGGAUACACGAACGCGUAUAUACAUAGAUGGAUACACUUUAUAAAUACGUGCGUUGUGUAUGUGUUUGUGUGUGUGUGUGUGUGUGUGUGUGUGUGUGUGUGUGUGUGAGAGAGAGAGAGAGAGUGAGUGAUAAUUUUCGUAAGUAAGAGUAAGAGUGAUUGAGUGAAUUUAAGUGUAUGUGUAUGUUCUUACUUUACCACAUUCCGUAUUUCACGACGAAUUGCAAACAGUCAGUUAUACUUCAUGAAUUGCAUUUCAAAAGAAAAUCAGCAUUUAGAUUUUCACAUAUUAAUAGGUGUUUUUUUAUUUUAUUAUUAUUAUUAUUUUUUUUUAAGUUUUCAUAUAUUAAUACGUGUUUUUUAUUUUUUAUUUAUUUAUUUAUUUAUUUUUAUCUUCAAACAGUUCCCACGAAGGUUAUUUACCUAAUGUGGCGUUUUAUAUUAACUUUAGAUUUACAUUAGGUUAAGUUGUGAAAAGUCGACAUCCGGUGCUGGAAAACACUCGGAUUUUAAGGAUAUAAAUUUUGUUAUUAAUCAAAAUGUCUGUAUUUAUAUAUCUGUGAUGUUACUUUUAAUAGGUGGAGCAUAAUAUAUUAAGAUCAUUCUAUAUUGGAGUUUUUAUGUAAAAGAAAGGAUGUACUAUGUGAAAUAUAAUCGUGUAUUGGAUAUAUAAAAUAGUCAUAUACGUUUAUACAGUGUGUACAAUGAUAUAAGAGGUUGCACUGUUUUGUUUUAUAUUUUUUUGCUAUUGUAUAUGUAUAUUGUUAACCAAAGAGAAUGCAUAAAGACUUCAAACUGUUA